Messenger RNA from Oryza sativa Japonica Group (Japanese rice), 822 nucleotides. The record is from RefSeq and is a predicted model, not a curated record. Lineage: Eukaryota; Viridiplantae; Streptophyta; Magnoliopsida; Poales; Poaceae.
AUGCCACUUACAUACAACCUUCAAGUCGAGUUAUUUGAUGUAUGGGGCAUCAAUUUCAUGGGACCUUUCCCAAAGUCCUAUGAUUGCGAGUAUGUCCUGGUGGCCGUUGACUAUGUGUCCAAGUGGGUAGAGGCAAUGCCAUGCAGGGCCGCAGACGCCAAGCACGCCCGCCGGAUGUUAGGGUCUCAUUUCAUCGAUAAGACCUUCCGAAACUUUUUGCAAGAACUUGGGGCUCAGCACAACAUUGCCACUCCAUAUCAUCCCCAAACAAGUGGACAGGCAGAAACAAGCAACAAACAAAUCAAGAACAUUCUGCAGAAGACUGUCAAUGAGAUGGGGAAGGCAUGGAAGAACAAGCUACCUGAUGCACUUUGGGCAUAUAGGACUGCUUAUAAGACGCCCAUCGGCAUGUCACCAUACCAACUUGUCUACGGGAAGACUUGUCACUUUUCAGUAGAGUUGGAACACAGGGCGCACUGGGCUAUCCGGACUUGGAACAUGGAUUUAACGGGAGCCGGACAGCACAGGAAGAUGCAGCACUCUGAGCUAGAAGAAUGGAGGGACAAGGCCUAUCACAAUGCCAAGAUCUACAAGGAUAGAACCAAAAGAUGGCAUGACAAGCGGAUCAAGCACAAGGAGUUCAAAGCAGGGGACAAGGUGCUGCUGUUCAAUUCUCGGGUGAAACUUUUCGGACAUGGAAAACUUCGAAGUAAAUGGAUGGGUCCAUAUACUGUCGUCGACGCUUCAUCACAAGGAGCCGUCACGCUGUGCGACAACGAAGUCUCUUUUAGCUUCUACCCGGAGUCUUUAGCUCCCACUUGA